GGCGCCGCGAUAGGCCCAACCGGACCGCAGGAGCGAGCGGGAAGCGCAGCGAGCGUGCAUCCUCUUCCGCCCCGGCCCGGAAGGGUGAUGUGGCUGGACCAGCACCGGCCUCACUAUGUCGGCCAUUUUCAAUUUUCAGAGUCUGUUGACUGUAAUCUUGCUGCUUAUUUGUACGUGUGCUUAUAUCCGAUCCCUGGCACCCAGCAUCCUGGACAGAAAUAAAACUGGACUAUUGGGAAUAUUUUGGAAGUGUGCCCGAAUUGGUGAACGCAAGAGUCCUUAUGUCGCCGUGUGCUGUAUAGUGAUGGCCUUCAGCAUCCUCUUCAUACAGUAGCAUGUGAUUGCCGUCAGACUGUAAACAAGGACUUGCCUCCAGAAAACAAUGGGAAGAAGACUAAGCCAUUAGUCUCUAAACAUGGAAUGAGAUAAAUUUCAAGAUGCUCUUCUCUAUUUUUAUGCUGUUGGACCAAUGAGCUGUAUGAAUAAUUAAGAUGUAACAGUUAAUACACAGGAAUGUGAUUGUAGCAUCAACCUCAGUUCUCUCACUCCAGUAUUACACUCUGCAAAUGUCAUUCUGUUGUGUCAGGACUGCUUUCUGUAAGGUUCUCCAGGGACAAAAUAGAAACCCAGUGGCAAAUUCCACAGGCUCCUUUGACUAGCGCUUCAAAAUAAUGUCUUCACAGAAUGAUACCUUCUAGCGACUGGGCUAUUUUUAUUGAGAAAAAAAAAUUGUUCUAUUUUUGUUCUUGUUACUGUUCUUAUGGAUUGCAUUCAUAUUUAAACCUUUUGAUUGCUAACCAGAUUACCUCUAUUCUUGGCAAAUUCUGUAAUUUAUUACAGGAGUUUAAAGCAUUUUAAACAAAACUCUGAUUUUCUUUACUUAGCAUAAGAGGUGAGCUUCUAGUUACAGAGACACCUGAUGUCGGAGAGUAUCUUAGAAUGAAAAGCAGCAAGUAGAGUGGUGAACGAGUAAGCACCAUGCAUUCUUCACUCUCUGUAGCAUUGUCUUCCAAAUAGAAUGAAUGUCCAUUGGAGUUACCCAAAUGUGGUAUUUGUGGUAUUUUUAAUGCAGCACUUUAAAUCUAGUUUCUGUUGUCAGCUUCAACUGGAAUCUCUUUUGUAACUGUGUAGGUGACAAACAUAUCUCAUAUCUGCUUAGUCUGGGUACUGUGCUCUAAGUAUAUUUCAGCUUUGACACAGAAUGUGAAUAGAUUUAAAUGAAGCAUUCAUAUCAAAGGGUACUUGCAAGUUUGUGUCAAACAUUCCCAGAGGAUCAGCUGAAAAUCAGUUACUGUUUCAAAGCAAAGAGGAAUUAAAUCCUAGCUGAAAACA
Messenger RNA from Apodemus sylvaticus (European woodmouse), 1332 nucleotides. It is a transcript of the gene Tmem167a, whose product is annotated as transmembrane protein 167A. The record is from RefSeq and is a predicted model, not a curated record. NCBI's taxonomy places the organism in Eukaryota, Metazoa, Chordata, Mammalia, Rodentia, Muridae. Bases 116 to 334 code for a protein of 72 amino acids. Gene Ontology annotation, biological process: protein secretion; intracellular transport. The transcript has 4 exons.